AUGUGGCUCGUGAACACUGACAGCUUGGUGUUGGAAGAGGUCUCGGAGCCUUCAUCGAUCGAGUAUGCCAUUCUGUCUCAUACCUGGGCAGACGAUGAGGUGACCUUUCAAGACUUUCAGAAAAUCAAGCGAAAUGAGGUGAGACAUAAGUCUGGGUUCUCCAAGAUUGAGAAGACCUGUGAGCUUGCGCGCCAACGAGGCCUCCAUUAUGCGUGGGUGGACACUUGUUGUAUCGACAAGUCGAGCAGUGUAGAACUCAGCGAGGCUAUAAAUUCCAUGUUCUCGUGGUAUAAGGAGUCCGCCGUCUGCUUUGUCUUUCUGUCGGACUUACCGGCGUCUGAGCGGCUAGUCGAAAAGGUAGAAACGACGUCCGUCUUUCCCUACGCCAAAAAGACAUUCGCUGCCUGUCGAUGGUUCACUCGAGGAUGGACUUUACAAGAGCUCAUCGCUCCGAGCGAGGUAGAGUUCUUCGAUUCCCAAUGGGAGCAGUUCUCUCGGAAAGCCGAUUGCCUUGAUGAGCUGGAAAGAAUUACCGGCAUACGCCGCUUAGUUUUAGAGUCCUCCUCAAACUUACGACAGACUCCGAUAGCGGUCAAGAUGUCCUGGGCAGCAUCUCGCGAGACGAAACGUGUCGAGGACCGCGCUUACUCUCUGCUCGGUAUUUUCGACAUCAAUAUGCCAAUGAUAUACGGUGAAGGACCCAAGGCCUUCCGUCGCCUUCAGGAGGAAAUAUCCCGGGAGACGAACGAUCUGUCCCUCUUCGCGUGGAAGGGCCCUCCUCCCGGAUAUGCGGGAUGCCAGAUGUUUAGGGGCAUCUUUGCGAGGUCUCCAAGCGAGUUCAGCUCCUCUUCGACACUGCAAAGGUCCGGCAUGAGACAGGCGUCACCAAGCGAUUUCACUCUCACCAACAAAGGGGUACGGUUUGAGACGAAGUUGUACAAGCACACACCAGGCGCCUAUGUCAUGUAUCUGGGGUUCAGCAUGCGAGAAAAUACACCAGUCUGCAUUGUCCUCGCACGCACGAUAGAAGGUUUCAUUCGCAGCGAACCUUGGUCGUUGGCGUACGAGCAUAAAUGGAGCCUAUCCAGGAUUCACACUACUUUCAGGAUCCAUGUACAAAAGGAUCUUGAACAGCUGGAGUCGCAUCCGGAAUACCUGUGGGAUGGAUUCUAUUCGACUUUCAUGUCCAGUAAUCCGGAUAAAUCUUAUGCUGCCAGGUUGAAGUUUCGAGUCCACGAUAUCAGCAGUAACUUCAACGAACCCUUUCAUCUCACUCUUACGUUGGGAUGGGCCAGUCCACUUCAACAGCCCUUUGCCGUGCUCUACGGGUCUGAAAGGGCUGCGAAAACUAAGGAGCUAAAGAUCAGGGACGUUCUACCAGGAAACUUCCCGGAGUUUGUUAAAGACAAUCUCGAUUGGGACAGUUCCCAUGAAGAUGCGUUUGAAAAUGCAAUCUGGAGCAUCUGUACAGACCCUCAAUUUCAAGCUACGGAGGUACAAUUUGCCAACAAGGAAUCGACGGCUUUGGACGAUGGACUUUUCACGCGUUCAGCUCCCGUCGCUACAUUCAGAGUUGGCUUGGAAACGCGGAAAGAUCAAAACGGCAUCAUCACCUAUCAUGCUUCUUUGUCCGCUUUAAAGAGCCAUCGGACGGAGCGACGUAAAGCUUCACCAAGGCAGCCGAUCAUCAUGGCCUCGAUCGCGGCAUCACUGGCCUCGGCCCUCCCGAAACCCAAGUACACUGGCGAAGAUGAGGAAGCUCCAUCACACGCUCUGCAACGCGGCCCGCGUAUCGUCGGCGCCGGCCAGCUGGACGAGACGCAAAUCGUGCUGAAGCGAUCGGGCCCUCCACCAUACCAACAACGAGCAGGAUGGCGACCGCGAGGACCCGAAGAUUUUGGCGACGGUGGCGCGUUCCCCGAAAUACCAAUCGCUCAAUACCCGCUCGACAUGGGAAAGAAGGGCGCGACGACCAGCAACGCGCUCGCCAUCCAGGUAGACGGCGAGGGCAAGCUCGACUACGGGGCCAUUGCGCGUCAGGGCCACGCCGAAAACCGAAUCGUUCAUACCUCGUUCAAGGAUCUGAUUCCCCUUCGCCAGCGCGCCGACGCGGGCGAAAUCGACCUGAGCCGACCGAGUCAAGAGGAGGUGGAAGCGACGGCGGAAAAGACGAAAAAUGCACUGGCAGCGCUGGUCAGCGGUGCCGUGGCCGCCCAGAAGCCAAAGACGCUCAGUGUCGGAAAGCGAAACGAUCCGACAUUUGUGCGAUACACGCCAGCCAAUCAGAUGGGCGACAACUCGACCAAGCAGGACCGCAUCAUGAAGAUUGUAGAGCGGCAAAGGGACCCGAUGGAGCCCCCCAAGUUCAAGCACAAGAAGAUUCCCCGUGGACCGCCGAGCCCGCCACCUCCCGUGCUGAGAUCGCCGCCACGGAAGCUGACGGCAAAGGACCAGGAGGAUUGGCGCAUUCCCCCGCCGGUCUCCAACUGGAAGAACCCCAAGGGUUUCACCGUCCCCUUGGACAAGAGAUUAGCGGCCGAUGGACGCGGACUUCAGGACGUGGCGAUCAACGACAAGUUUGCUCAAUUUUCCGAAGCGCUGUACGUCGCAGACAGACACGCUCGCGAGGAAGUCAGACAGCGUGCAGCCAUGCAACAGCGUCUGGCAGAGAAGGAGAAGGCGCAAAAGGAGGAAAACCUCAGAAUGCUGGCCCAGAAGGCUCGCGAAGAACGGGCCGGUGGCGGCAGACGGGAUUCACGAUCACGGUCGCGGUCACGCAGCUACAGCGGCUCAGACUCGGAAGACUCAGACGGUUCGGAGGAUUCUGAGAUCCGGGAGAGAGAAAAGGCACGAAAGGAGCGUAUGCGCGAGGAGGAGAGGAAGCUUCGGCAGUCACGUAUGGGUGCCGAGAGGAGAGUCCAGGUCAUGGCAAGAGAGCAAAACCGCGACAUUUCGGAAAAGAUUGCCCUGGGUCUCGCCAAACCUACCCAGUCCAAGGAAACAAUGUAUGACUCGAGACUUUUCAACCAGUCCAGCGGCUUCGAUAGCGGCUUCAACGAGGACAACCACUACGACAAGCCGCUCUUCGCCGCGCAAGAGGCCAUCGGCAGCAUUUACAAUCCGCGAGCCAACAUGGACGACGAGGACGACGAAGCAGCAGGUGAUAAGGAAAUGGCCAAGAUUCAAAAGACCAGCCGGUUCGGCGAGGCUUUGGGUAGGGGGACGUUCAAGGGCACAGAAGAUGUCGAGGCGAGAGAGGGACCAGUGCAGUUUGAAAAGGACGCCGGGGACCCCUUCAACGUGGACAAGUUCCUGUCCGAGGUGGAGCAAAACUCUUCGUCAAAGAGGGGUUACGGUCUUCAGGACGACGAUUCCCGGCAGCCGAAGCGGGCGCGAGUAGACGAGGAUGAUGAUUAA
This is a messenger RNA of Colletotrichum acutatum, 3417 nucleotides long. RefSeq names its product SKIP/SNW domain-containing protein. The transcript is spliced from 5 exons. The coding region runs from base 1 to 3417 and encodes 1138 amino acids. Gene Ontology annotation, biological process: mRNA splicing, via spliceosome. Gene Ontology annotation, cellular component: spliceosomal complex. Lineage: Eukaryota; Fungi; Ascomycota; Sordariomycetes; Glomerellales; Glomerellaceae. The record is from RefSeq and is a predicted model, not a curated record.